AUGUCGUACUAUUAUAAAAACUUACGAGCUCAAUACGAUACUGAAGACAAUUCAGAUGAAAAUGAAUACAUGAAAAUGGCGAUACAAAAGGACAAACAAUCCCAAGAAGAUUCGAGCGAAGACGAAAUGCAGUCAAUAUCCUUCGGUGCUUUGAAGAGGGCAGAAGCACAGUUAGAAGGUGAGGAUCGGGGCAAUAAUGCCAGAAAGAGAACUUCAAGGAAUAAGCGAGAUGCGAAAUACCUUAAUUCGACUGACGAGCGCCCAAAUGUAAAUUCUAGGAAGGAACAACCCCAACCAAAGAUGUUCACUGAAGAAUCAUUUGACGAGAGUUCAAGCGACUCAUCUUCCGGUAGCGAGGGGCUUUUUGAAGAAGAAGAAGAAGAAGCACACGCUAAAAGUCGAAGAUCGAAGGAAUCGAAAUCAAGAAAGAAGCGCAAACAUGCUCCAAGAGAGGUCUCCUCAAAGAAAGCAGUUUCAAAAGUAAGACGUAUUCCAGGCUUGGAGACACCGAAGAACAUGAACUCCAAUCUUUAUCAAGAUAUUCGUUUUGACAAGUCACUGGGGAAAUCAGAGAGUUAUGAGGAAAUACGUAAACGUUACAAAUUUCUCGAUGAAUAUAGGCAGCGUGAAAUUGAGGAAAUGAGUGGGAUGCUGAAAGAUCGGAAGUUUCUAAGCAAAAUUGGUGAUCGGGAAAGGGAUGAAAUGGAGCAAAAUCUCCGCAGUGCAAAAUCAAGGCUCCAAUCCCUUCAAAACAGAGAUUUAGAGCGUCAAAUUGUCAAAGAUUAUGAGGGAAAGAUUAAUGAAGGCAAUAAGGGCAAAUAUCACUUGAAGGACUCUGAAAAACGGAAGGUCAUUCAGAAAUGGAAGUUUGACCACAUGAAAGCUAAACAGAGAGAGAAGGUCAUGGAGAGGAAGCGUAAAAAGAGACUUGGUAAAGAGUUUAAACAGUUCGAAUUUCACAGCAGAUAG
Messenger RNA from Lachancea fermentati, 969 nucleotides. Lineage: Eukaryota; Fungi; Ascomycota; Saccharomycetes; Saccharomycetales; Saccharomycetaceae. The record is from the annotation of a GenBank genome assembly.